CAUGAGGGGAAUCAUACUAGCUCUGCUUCUCGCUCUAGCGGGAAGUGAAAAGUCACAAUAUGAACCUUUUUUCAGUGAGAGCAAGACAUAUGUGUACAAUUACGAAGGCAUUAUUCUUAAUGGAAUCCCAGAAAAUGGUUUGGCCCGGUCUGGUAUUAAACUGAACUGCAAGGCUGAGAUCAGUGGCUAUGCCCAGAGGUCCUACAUGCUAAAGAUUCGAGAUCCAGAAAUAAAGGAAUUCAAUGGCUUGUGGCCCAAAGAUCCAUUCACCAGAGCCACAAAGCUGAGUCAAAUCCUUGCAGAGCAUCUGACAAGACCUGUGAAGUUUGAAUAUAGGAAUGGGCAAGUUGGAAAUAUCUUUGCUGCGGAGGAUGUUUCAGAGACAGCACUUAACAUCCAGAGAGGAAUCCUGAACUUGCUUCAACUUACUAUCAAGAAGUCCCAAAAUGUGUACGAUUUGCAAGAGGACAGCAUUAGUGGUGUUUGUCAUACAAAAUAUACAAUCCAAGAAGACAAGAAAGCAGAAAGACUGACUGUGAUGAAAUCUAGGGACUUUGACCGAUGUGAGUCCAGAGUUGAAAAGAAAAUUGGAGUUGCUUAUUUGGAAACUUGUACUCAAUGCAAAAAGAAAGUACAACAUCUUCGAGGGUCUGCUACUUUCACCUACAAAUUGCAAAACAAAGACCAAGGUGCCCUGAUUGUAGAAGCCUCUGCCAAGCAAGUUUAUCGCUAUGCCCCAUACUAUGAACUAUAUGGUGCUGCUGUUAUGGAAGCAAGGCAAAUACUUACUUUGGCUGAGACUAAAAGCAACAGAGUUAGUGAAUCUCAGGUUCAGCUAACAAAACGUGGUGGAUUAAAUUAUCAUUUCUGGCAAGAAGAACAUCAAAUGCCAUUCCAUUUGCUGAAGACUAAGAACGCAGAGUCACAGGUAGUGGAAACUCUGCAACAUCUGGUACAGAACAACCAAGAAUUAGUUCAUGGAGAAUCUACAAGCAAAUUUUUUGAACUUGUCCAGCUCCUGAGAACCACAAACCAAGAAAAUAUUCAGGCUAUUUGGAAACAGUUUUCUGAUCGACCUCAGCACAGGCACUGGCUGGUAAAUGCAAUCCCUAUGGCAGGAUCAGUUGAUGCAUUAAAGUUUAUUAAGCAAAUGAUUCAUAACCAGGACAUGACUCAUCAAGAAGCAGCCACAGCGAUACUCAUGGCCAUGCAUUACACAAGAGCCAGCCAGCGUGCAGUGGAAAUAGCAGCUGAUUUGGUGACAGAUUCCAGAGUCAAGAAUGCUCCUUCUCUGUAUAAAUCUGCCUUGCUGGCCUAUGGUUCUCUGGUUUACAAAUACUGUGUUGAUUCUCAAUCUUGCCCUGAAGCUGCAUUACAGCCCCUUCAUGAAUUUGCUGCUGAAGCUGCCAACAAUGCUCAUCAGGAGGAAAUCACUUUGGCACUGAAAGCUAUUGGAAAUGCUGGGCAGCCUGCAAGUAUUAAGCGCAUACAGAAAUUUCUGCCAGGAUUUUCCUCUGGUGCCUCCAGACUCCCUGUUAGGUUACAGACUGAUGCUGUGAUGGCUCUGAGGAACAUUGCCAUAAAAGAUCCCAGAAAAGUGCAAGAAAUUCUUCUUCAGCUGUUCAUGGACCGUGAUGUUCACCCUGAAGUUCGAAUGAUUACAUGUGUAGCUCUCUUUGAGACCAAUCCUGGAAUCGCUAUUGUAACUGCUGUUGCUAAUGCAGUAUUGAGAGAGAGUAAAGAUAACAUGCAGCUGGCUAGUUUUACAUAUUCACACAUAAAAUCACUAUCAAAAAGUAUGAUGCCAGAGUUCUAUAACCUAGCUUCAGCUUGCAGAGUAGCCUUAAAUAUUAUGAAUCCAGUCUUUGACCAGCUGAGCUUCCGCUACAGCAAAGCCUUCCAUGUGGACACUUUCAACUAUCCCAUGAUGGGUGGACUUGCUCUAAAUGUAUUUUUCAUAAACAGCCCGAACACUGCGUUCCCUGUGUUUGCACUAAUUAAAGUCAGAGAAUGCUCUUUUGGGGCUUCAACUGAUGUUUUUGAGGUUGCUUUAAGGGCAGAAGGUCUCCAAGAGGUCAUAAGGAAGCAAAACAUUCAGUUUUCUGAGUUUUCCAUGCAUAAAAAGAUUGUAAAGAUUCUCAAAGCUUUGAUGGCUUAUAAAGAAGCACCUGCUAAUGUGCCUUUGGUUUCCGCAAGUAUUAAACUGUUGGGUCAAGAAGUCAACUUUAAUCAGGCCACCAGAGACACCAUCCAAAAUGCAAUGAAGCUACUGAAUGAACCAGCAGAAAGGCACACAAUGGUUAAAAAGAUCCUGAACAAGCUUCUCAAUGGGGUUACUGGACAAUGGUCUCACCCUAUGCUGGUUGCAGAAGCUCGACACAUUGUUCCAACCUGUGUUGGCCUUCCAUUGGAGAUUGCUACACACAGUGCUGCUGUGGCAAACGCUGCUUUAAAUGUUGAUAUGAAAGUGUCACCUUCCCCAUCAAAUGACUUCAGCCUAAGUCAGCUGCUCGAGUCAAACAUACAGCUUCACACAGACAUGUCUCCAAGUGUUUUGAUUCAUCUUGUGAACACAAUGGGAGUGAAUACACCUCUGAUUCAGAGUGGACUUGAAUUUCAUGGAAAAGUUAGAAUUCAAACCCCUGCAAAAUUUACAGCCAAAUUAGACAUGAAAGAUAAGAAUUUCAAAAUUGAGACUCCACCUUGCCAGAGAGAGGUUGAACUUGUAACAGUAAGACAUCAAAUGUUUGCUGUGACAAGAAAUGUGGGACAGCAGGAUUCAGAGAAGAGAAUGCUAGUGAUGCCGAAACAACAUGGUCCAUCUACCAUGGAGCAACACUUUGAAAAAUCUGGGAGAACUUCAGCAGAAUCAGCCAGCAUGAUGGAAGUAUCGUCAGAAAUGGGAAUAAGGAAUAAGAAUGCUCAACACCAGCACAUACUUAACAAUGUUGAAUCCUAUCGUUAUUGCUUCCGACUUUCUAAACUGAAUAUAAAUGCCUGUCUUCAGUCCAAAUUAAACACUGUACAGGGCGACAGGCGAUCCUUCCUAUAUGAAAACAUUGGGGAACAUGAGAUUAAAUUUUUACUGAAACCAACUCAAAACGAACCAGCCAUUGAAAAACUGCAGGUGGAGAUUACAGCUGGACCUAGAGCAUCCUCAAAAAUAAUAGCUUUGGCAGAAGUGGAGGAAAAAGAAGGAGAAAACUUGGAUGAAUCUGCAGUGCAAAAGAGGCUAAAGAUCAUUCUUGGAAUCAAUGAGGAAGAGUAUAGCGCAAGAAAUAGCAGUUUAGUUCGUAAGGCGUCAAAGAAAAGGAAAGUUAAAAAGACUAAAGAUGCUGGAGAAACUGAUGUUCUUGAGGCUGAACGAAAAUGGCAGCAAUCCUCAUCUAGCUCAUCUUCAUCCUCUUCUCCAUCCUCAUCUUCAUCCUCCUCUUCAUCCUCCUCUUCAUCUUCCUCCUCAUCUUCCUCCUCAUCAUCAAAAUCAUCAUCCUCAUCCUCAUCAUCAUCUCCCCAGAGAAACAGCAGAAAUAAGGGUAUCAAAGUUGAUGUACUUUCCCGUGUGUCUAAGCGUCAGCAGGAAAAGAACAAAGACACACAUGGUCAAACUGGCCGAAAUAAGCAUAGAGCCAGCAGCAGUGAGAGCAGCAGCAGUGAGAGCAGCAGCAGUGAGAGCAGCAGAAGCAGUGAAAGCAGUAGCAGCAGCAGCAGUGAAAGCAGUAGCAGCAGUGAAAGCAGUCGUAGACAUGGCAAGAGUGGAAAACAACAACAGGGAGAUAGAGAGCAACAGAGAGAGAAGCAAACACAUCAGAACAAACAGAAACAGCAGAAGCAUCGCAGCAGGCAUCCUCAGGACCCAUCACAGAUGCCUCCCCAAUUGUAUAAAUUGAAAUUCCAGCGACCAUACAAACAACAAUACAAGGGUAUGUCAGGUCAGUCAGAGUCUUCCGAAAGCAGCAGCAGCUCCAGUUCUUCAAGCAGUAGCAGUGAAUCAGCCAGAUCCCCACAUCAUAAGAAAUUCCUUGGUGACAAAAAAUCCCCAACUGUUGUCAUCACUGCUCAAGCUGUGAGAAAUGAUAACGUCAAACAAGGGUACCAGGUCAUUCUCUACACAGACGACACUACAAGACCCAAGAUGCAAGCCUAUCUGGUAGACAUAACUGGAAAGAGCAGGUGGAGAGCUUGUGCUGAAGCUUUUGUCAGGAAUCCACACGAAGCUCAGGCUGAACUGAAAUGGGGUCAGAACUGCAAGCAAUAUAAAAUGGAAUUCAUAGCCCAGACUGGAAUAUUUGGAAAUCAGCCUGCACUAAGAUUAAGAGUAAACUGGCCCAGAAUUCCUUCCAAAUUGAAAUCAGUUGGUGAAGAGGUUGGUGAGUUUUUGCCAGGAGCAGCUUACAUGAUGGGCUUAAACACCAAAUUCCAAAGAAAUCCAUCUAAACAAGCAAAGUUCAUAUUUUCUCUUAGCUCACCCAGGACUAUGAAUGCUGUCAUACAAGUGCCAUGGGCAACAUGCUAUUAUCAGGCCAUAAAUCUUCCUUUUGCAGUCACAGCAGCUUAUCAUCUGCACUCAUCUGAUAUUCAAGCCCCUACCUGGAAUAUUUUUGCUAACUCAUAUAGUUCAAUGGUGGACAGACUCAGCGGAGAAUGUACAAUGUCUAGUGACCAAAUAAAAACAUUCAAUGAAGUCAAAUUUAACUACACUCUGCCUGGAAGUUGCUUCCAUGUCUUGGCUCAAGACUGCAGCACUGAAUUGAAGUUCUUAGUGCUGGCAAAGAAAUCUCCAGAGUCUUCCGAACUGAGAGACAUUAAUAUCAAACUUGCAGACUAUGACAUUGACAUGUACACAUCAUCUGAAGAAAUCAGAUUAAAGGUCAAUGGUCUUGAAGUGCCAAAGGAGAAGCUACCCUACAUUGCAAGCACAAAUCCAAUAGUGGAGAUUAAAAUGGAAGAAGGAGCCCUUGUUUUAACAGCUCCAGUUUUUGGUAUUGAGCAACUUUAUUUCAACGGCAAAUUAACCAAGCUUAGAACAGCAGUAUGGAUGAGAGGAGGCACCUGUGGCAUUUGUGGUCGACAUGAUGAUGAGACAGAGCGAGAGUAUCAGAUGCCUGAUGGAUAUGCUGCAAGAGAUGAGAACAGUUUCACGCACUCCUGGAUUCUCCCAGAGGAACCCUGCUCUGGAACUUGCAAGCUGCAGCACACUUCAGUAAAACUUGAGAAAACAAUCCAUAUUGAUGACCAGAAAUCCAAAUGCCAAUCUGUCCGGCCAGUUCUUCGUUGUGUGAAAGGUUGCUCACCAACCAGUGUUACCCCAGUAACUGUUGGCUUCCAUUGUCUUCCUUUUGAUGCCUCUACAGAUAUGUUGGAAAGUCAGAACAUAAUGGGCAAGACUGAAGAUCUGGUUGAGACAGUAGAUGCUCACACAGCCUGCUCCUGUGAAGCACUGAAAUGUGCAGCAUGAUCCACCCAUACCCACAUUACAGGAAGCAGUUGACAAUAUCUCUAUAUCUCUAUCAAAUGAAUAAGCUGUAAUAUCACUGAUGAUGAUAAACUGAUCUAAAUUUCAAACCAAAUGUAUAUUAUACUAUUGUAAACAAUUCAAUUUUAAAUAAAUAUUUGCAUCCACA
Molecule: messenger RNA, 5621 nt
Organism: Xenopus laevis (African clawed frog)
Lineage: Eukaryota; Metazoa; Chordata; Amphibia; Anura; Pipidae
Gene: vtgb1.L
Product: vitellogenin B1 L homeolog
Biological process (GO): response to estradiol; lipid transport; cellular response to estrogen stimulus
Molecular function (GO): lipid carrier activity
Source: RefSeq, marked provisional